Molecule: messenger RNA, 1206 nt
Organism: Hibiscus syriacus
Lineage: Eukaryota; Viridiplantae; Streptophyta; Magnoliopsida; Malvales; Malvaceae
Product: trihelix transcription factor GT-3b-like
Exons: 2
Coding region: 287-1075 (262 amino acids)
Source: RefSeq, a predicted model, not a curated record
AUUUCUAAAUGGCCGGCAACGGAGAAAGGACCAAGGGGACCUCCAUGCUUCCACGAUGAUGGCAAAGAGAACCAACCUUGGACGACUCGUAUUAAUACUCAGAAGGUGAGCCCAUCCACAAAGUUAGAACUUGCUUAGGUGAAACUGCGGCAACAUCAGCCCCCUCUAUUUUGCUAUCAAAAGAAAGACAAAAAUAGUCAAAAGUUUGCAAAGAAAAGGGGGGGGGGGUUGAGAAAACCCUAAAUAAAGGGAAGGGGGAUUGGUGGAGUUGGAAGAAGCAGCAGCGAUGUUAGGGGGUGGGCAGUGGGGGCAAGAGGAGACUCGGGAGCUGAUCUUCAUAAGGGGUGAGCUUGAAAGAGACUUCACCGCCACCAAGCACAACAAGACCUUCUGGGAGGUCGUCAGCUCCAAGAUGAAGGAUAGAGGCUUCACCCGAACCCCUGAUCAGUGCAACUCCAAGUGGAAAAAUCUUCUCAAUCGUUACAAGGGGAAGGAGACAGCUGGCCCUGAGAAUGAUUCCAAAUUCCCAUUCUUUGAGGAACUCCGUGCAUUAUUCACCGAAAGAGCCAAGAACAUGAAGCGCCGCCUGCUUGAGACCGAGGCAGGUUCGGAUUCCAUGCAGGCAAAGAAAAGGAUGAAAAGAACAACCACCGAUAGAUCCUCAGACGAAUUCUCCGAACAAGGCGAGGAUGAAGAUGAGAGUGAAGAAGAAAAGCCCACCAGAGGCAUUUCACGCAAGAGGAGAAAAGCCGACACAAACACAAUGGUACCGGAUAAAUCCCCUAGACCAACAAGCUCGGGUGUCCAUGAAGUGGUUAGGGAGUUCUUCAAUCAGCAGCUGAGGCUGGAGAUGCAGUGGGGGGAGAUGAUGGAGAGGCGUGCCCGUGAGAGGCAGUUGUUCGAGCAAGAAUGGCAGCAAUCGAUGGAGAAGCUCGAGAGGGAGAGGUUGAUGGUGGAGAAGGCUUGGAGGGAGAGGGAGGAGGAGAAGAGGAGAAGGGAAGAGAGCCGAGCCGAGAGAAGGGAUUCCUUGUUAACCACUCUCUUGAAUGAACUCAUAAACGAUAGUAAACUCUGACCUGGAAUAUAUAUAGUUUAUGUGUCGUAAAGAUUUAGUACUCACAAGUUUGAUGAUGCAUACAUGUUUUGUGUUGCUAAUUGCUAUUUGUAUGGGUAUUACAAAGAAAUGUAUUGUCUUGUUUUGUUGAA